AUGACGGGGUCUCACACCCUCGCCCCGCUGCUUCCAGGUGUCCGCGCCCGCAUCACUGCCCUCCACCAGGCAGACGGUCGCCUGUACGCCGGCUGCGUCGAUGGAAGUGUCCGAGUGUACGCUCUCGACACCUCGGCCCAGUCCAUCGAGGGCCGCCAGGACGAGCAUGCUCCUCCAGAGCUGCUCGAGACAUACCAGUUUGGACGCCGCGAAAUUCACCAGAUUGGCGUUCUCUCCGAAUCCAAGCAGCUCGUCAUCUUGAGUGACUCGGUUGUAACACUGUACAACUUGACCAACCCCACUGCCAAAGGGUCUAGCACUGUUCUCUCGCAAGCUCGUACAGCACACGCAUUUGCGAUUACAACCUACUUUGCGCCAGCAUCGCCUGCCGAGGAUGGCGUCCCCAAAGAAGGCCCGGCACCGAGCGGCUCGAGCUCUCCCACCAAGGUCGCUCGCGACUUGCUGGUUGUUGGCUGCCGCAAAAAGGUGUGCGUGUAUGGUGCUGGACGUGUUCUUGGCGAACUUUGGGAGCUUGCGCUGCCCCAUUCUCCUCGAGUAGUCAUCUUUCCGGCUCCCGUGUACGCUGAUCUGCCUGGUGCCGUCCACUUGUUGUACUCGCCCCAGGCCAGCGUCAUCCUCAACAUUCGGGGAGGGGCUCCAGGACAACGGCUGGCAACGACAGACCUUCCUGCCACUGGCUACCCCAGUACUCGAGCUGGAACAGCUGUAACGGCACCCGCUCCAGAAGCCGGAGGCUUCUCCGCUCUCACCGGAUUCGGUGGCUUGCUCAAGGCGGCGGUCAUUCCAGUUGGAACACGCACAGUCGGCGGUGAAGUGCUGCUUGUACGCGAAGACCUCGGCGUCUUUUUCUCUUCCGAGGGCAACUUUACGCGUACCGAAUCACUGCAGUGGCCAGCCGCACCGGAAGCCAUGGCGUUUGCCAACCCGUACAUAUACUCUGUGGUUCCCGGGACAACUUCCACGCCCCCCAUGCCUACCGUUCAGGUCCACCUUGCGCCGACGCUUGCCCGCCACCAGACCAUGUCAUUCCCGGCACCCUCCGCUGGUGGGCUCACCGUGUCGGCGUUGAGUGUCAGCGGCGGCGGCAAGAACUCGCGUGUCCUUGUCGUGUCAACACCAACGGACCGGACGCUGGCCGCUGAAGGAAGCACCAUCUGGGAGCUGGUUGGAUCGGACGUUGGCGAACAGGUUGACGAGCUGGUGCGACAAGGCAGGGUGACAGACGCAAUCGGCCUGGUGGAGGCAGUCGGAGACGCUGAACUCGCACCGGCCCAGAGGUUGCCUCAUUUGCGUGUUCUCCAUGCUCUGACGCAAUUUGCCCGCGGCGACUACAAGGCAGCUUUGGAAGCUUUCGUUGUGCACAAUGUUCAUCCUGCAAAGGUGGUGGCCCUGUACCCACAGGAGACCAUUUCGGGGACCCUUGCCGUUCCAAGGGAUCAGUGGAUGACACUGUUCGGAGCCGUCGAGGGCGCGCGCUUGGAACCGCUGCUAUCCGAGGACAGCGGACCCAAGACACUCUCCCCACCGCUAGUAGUGCCCACCCUUGCAAGGAAGAAGAGCACCGAAACCAUCGUCUCUUCCCUAUCUUCCGGAGCGGCACCAGCACCCACAGGAUCUCCUCCCCCCGAGCAACCGACGUCCCCUUUACUGGCACAGGCUCCGGACGCACCUUUUCCUCGGGCAGCCAUUGACGAGCUCAUUUACUACCUAUCCGACAGGCGACAGAAGAUCGCCGGUGCAAUUCCCAAUGUCACCCUUCCAUCCGAGGCUGGUCUGCCGGCGCUGUCGUCGCUUCCAGCAGCAGAUGUAUAUGCCCUUUUCAACGGGCCCAUCACAGAGCUCAAUCCUGAACAGCUCCUUCGCACGGCACAGGUGGUCUACACCUCGCUCCUCAAGGUGUACCUCAUUGUGCGACCCAGUCUUGUCGGCUCGCUAUGCCGUAUUGAAAACUGGUGCGAUGUCACCGAAGUCGAGCCCCUUCUCCGCGAAAAGCACCGGUUCGAUGACCUGCGGGACCUUUACAUGCAAAAACAAAUGCACGACAAGGCUCUCAACAUGUUGACAGAACAAGCAAAGCAGGAGGACGACCCCCUUGAUCGGUACCCUCCUACUAUUCGCUACCUUCAAAAACUAGGCCCAGCACACCUCCAGCUCAUCUUCUCGUCAUCAAACUGGAUCUUCAAAGAGGACCCCCAAAGAGCUCUUCAGAUCUUCACCGCGGAUGAACCCGAAGUAGACGCGCUGCCCCGCGCGGAUGUAGUCUCCUUUUUGGAAAAGGAGCACCCUGACAGCGCGGUCGCGUAUCUGGAGCACGUUAUCGACCUAGGCGAAGACGGCCCAGAUUUCCACGACAAGUUGGCAGAACUGUAUCUUGCUCGAGUCCGCAGCAAAAAGGACAUUGAGAAAGAUGCUGCUCUUACCCAGCUGCUCAAGUUCCUCAACACGUCGACGCAGUUCCGCGCCUACCGUCUGUUGAGCAAGCUCGGUCCUGAUGAAGUAUUCGAGGCGCGCGCCGUUCUCCUGGGUCGUAUGGGAAACCACGACGAAGCCCUCAAGAUCUACGUGUACAAGCUCAAGGACUUUGCGGCUGCUGAGGCCUACUGUGCCAAAGUGUACAGCAAGAACCCCGACCCGCAUGGCAUCUUCCUCCACCUGUUGCAGCUCUACCUUCGCCCGGCGCCGCCCAACGAGCCUCUCGUAACCGCGGCUCUCGGCCUGGUCAGCCGCCAUGCCUCGCACCUUGACGCACCAUCGGUGCUCGACCUCAUGCCCCCACUCGUCCCCGUCGGCGACUUGCAUGAUUUCUUCAUCAGCGCUCUGGGCAAGCAACGGGCCAAACGCAACGAGCACCGCAUUGUCCGUGGUCUGCUUGCGGCGCGCAAGGGGCAAACCGACAGGCUGCUGGUUGGCCUCGAGGUCAAACGAGUCCGUGUGACAGACCAGCGUAUCUGUCCCCAAUGCCAGAAGCGUCUGGGUACCAGUGCCAUCGCCGUCCAUGCCCCGAAAGGCGAGGUUACGCACUUGCACUGCAAGGACCUGUUCAGCAACAGGCUAGCACAGGCGAGGGCGUAG
Molecule: messenger RNA, 3093 nt
Organism: Apiotrichum porosum
Lineage: Eukaryota; Fungi; Basidiomycota; Tremellomycetes; Trichosporonales; Trichosporonaceae
Gene: VAM6
Product: Vacuolar morphogenesis protein 6
Exons: 5
Coding region: 1-3093 (1030 amino acids)
Biological process (GO): vesicle-mediated transport; endosomal vesicle fusion; intracellular protein transport
Cellular component (GO): cytoplasm; fungal-type vacuole membrane
Molecular function (GO): protein binding
Source: RefSeq, a predicted model, not a curated record